CCUCCAAAGUGCUUGGAUUACAGGCGUGAGCCACCACUCCCGGCCCAGUUAUCAAGUAUUUUUGGAGCACCCAUUCAUUUGUAGUGAGGAGUUAUUUUAAAAUGCUUUUUGGAAUUUAUAGAAACAGAUGCUGUUUUAAAAAGCUUACCAGGGAAAAUGUGUACAACUAUUAUGUAUCAAUAAAAAUUUAAAAAAACACAAGAAGCUCACCAGGGUUACUUGCUGGUUUGCUGUAUUUCUAUUUGGAAUUGUUCAUAUUUUAACUGAUAGCUGUGUCUUCAGGGCACAAUUAACAAUAUUUAAAUGUAAGUUGUUAAGCAAAAAUCAGUCUCUACUUGAUGAAAUGUUUGAUUAGUAAAACUUCACCCUGAUUGUAUUAGAAGGCCUGAGCCAUUAGUUUAACAAAGGACUGAAAUGAUUCCACUGUUGCAUUACCAAAACAUUUUAAUACUUUUAGCAGGAAGACUACUAGAUACAUAAGGGUUUUUUUGUUUUGUUUUGUUUCAACUUAAAAAUUUUAUCAUUUUAAAAUUUCUUAAUAUAAUUAGGGUACAGAUUUGAAAUGAAAUUUUUUUCUUAGAUGGUAGGAAGCAAAAAGCCUCUAAUAGCAUUGACAUUCUGGUAUGAACUUAUCACGGUACCCUUCUAACAUGAGCGUGAGGCCCUCACCAAAGUCUUGAUAAAAAAUAAUAAUUUCUUAAAACCCCACUUGGCUCAAAGACAUUGUCCAGAGCUCCAGUUUUGGACUUUUACCUGUAGUCAGUCAUAUAGUUAUCUGGGGUUAUACUUGUUAAGUCAGUAUUUUAAAAAAUGAAACACCCCGAUUUUGUUCACUUUUGUUUUUAUAUAAAAGAAUCUUUACAGUCAAAAUGUACUUCUAGAUGCUGUAUUGAAAUUGCUGGCAGAGUUUAUUCUAUACAAAAUGAACAAUCUGGCCCCUUGUUUUAUUUGUAAAGGUUCAAUGUAUCUAUGCCUGCCUACCUCAAUCUGCAAGGGAGUGUCAGAAAGGCCCCGCAUUCGCCAAGCCGAGAUACUACUCGUCAACGAAUCAAAUUCAGUGAUGACAGAGUAUGCAAGAGUCACCUUCUCAACUGUUGUCCUCAUGAUGUCCUUUCUGGAACUAGAAUGGACCUUGGAGAAUGUCUGAAAGUCCAUGACCUGGCAUUAAGAGCAGAUUAUGAAAUUGCAUCCAAAGAACAAGAUUUUUUCUUCGAACUUGAUGCCAUGGAUCAUCUGCAGUCAUUCAUUGCAGAUUGUGAUCGUAGAACAGAGGUGGCCAAGAAAAGAUUAGCAGAAACCCAGGAAGAGAUCAGUGCUGAAGUAGCAGCAAAGGCAGAACGUGUUCAUGAGUUAAAUGAAGAAAUUGGUAAAUUGUUAGCCAAGGUGGAACAACUCGGAGCUGAAGGGAAUGUGGAGGAAUCCCAGAAAGUAAUGGAUGAAGUGGAGAAAGCGCGGGCAAAGAAAAGAGAAGCAGAGGAAGUUUAUCGGAAUUCUAUGCCAGCUUCGAGUUUUCAACAGCAGAAACUUCGAGUCUGUGAAGUCUGCUCAGCCUAUUUAGGACUUCAUGAUAAUGACAGAAGACUGGCUGAUCAUUUUGGGGGUAAACUGCACCUGGGAUUUAUUGAAAUAAGAGAGAAGCUUGAAGAAUUAAAGAGAGUUGUAGCUGAGAAGCAGGAGAAAAGAAACCAGGAACGGCUGAAACGAAGAGAAGAAAGGGAGAGAGAAGAGCGAGAGAAGCUGAGGAGGUCCCGAUCUCACAGCAAGAAUCCGAAAAGAUCCAGAUCCAGAGAGCAUCGCAGACAUCGAUCUCGCUCCAUGUCACGUGAACGCAAGAGGAGAACUCGAUCUAAAUCUCGGGAGAAACGCCAUCGCCACAGGUCCCGCUCCAGCAGCCGUAGCCGCAGCCGUAGCCACCAGAGAAGUCGGCACAGUUCUAGAGAUAGGAGCAGAGAACGAUCCAAGAGGAGAUCCUCAAAAGAAAGAUUCAGAGACCAAGACUUAGCAUCAUGUGACAGAGACAGGAGUUCAAGAGACAGAUCACCUCGUGACAGAGAUCGGAAAGAUAAGAAGCGGUCCUAUGAGAGUGCUAAUGGCAGAUCAGAAGACAGGAGGAGCUCUGAAGAGCGCGAAGCAGGGGAGAUCUAACUAGCUGUGUACAUUUCUUCAAUCCUUAAGCUUCCUACGGAGUUACGUACUAUUGUUUAGUUCACAGCUGUUCAGGGUGACAGUAAGCAGAUCCAGACACCAAUCCAGCUAGGCUAGAUGUACAGUAUCUAACUUGAUCUGAACUGAACCUGUUUUCCUUGAUGAUGCCUAAAACUACAUCCAUAGUUUCUGGUGAACAUGUAAUACAGUUCUGAAAGUACCGUUUUAUAUAAUAAGAUGCUGAUCUCUUUAUUCUUUCAAGAGUGAUAGUGAACAAAUUGUGUUACUUGCCUUGGGAUUUUUUGAACAUUUGUAAAAUGCUGUCUUCCUAGUCCAAACAGCUGCAGCUUUGGGCAUUUUCUUUUUAAUUCUUCUUUCUCUGACUUUGUAUCCCUUAAUACCUACACUCUCCAAUUGUAAGAGAAGGUGGGCAGGGAAGCAAUAUAGCUUCCAUUCUAAGGCUCUACUCCCUUUAUGAAUUACUAGUGAUUACAGUUCAGAGCAUUGAUCCUGGAAUGUGUGCUGGAGAAAUUUAAAAUACUGGGUUUUUUGUUUAAUGGUGCCUGUUUAGAGUUGGAAAUUGAACAGCUGUUGCAUUACAUACUUUUGCUUUUUUAUUGAAAUUUUGAAAUCAAACUUGUCUUGAUUUUUCUGUUCUGUUGAAUUGCUAUAUUCAGGAUGUUCUUGGGGGGUGGGGGCAGGGACUCUUCGUAAUAAGCACUUGUUUUAUUUUGUGUGUGUGGAGUAUAAAGGCUACACCCUUAUUGUAAAACAUAAUAAAAUGAAAGAAACAAUCACCACCACCAUUAUUAAACUGUGACUUGUCUAGUAAAUUGUCACCAGAACUAUUUGCUGUGGGCAUUUCCUCUAUUCUAUCAUUAAUAGUGCCUUACUGUGCAAGGCACCAAAGGAUAUAAAUAUGUACUUGCAGAGAUUCCAGAUGAGCUGUUCACGUGGGCCCCUUGCUGACUAUAUUCCAGCCACAUCAGGGUUGUUUGUAGUGACCGUUAUAGAGAAGGAAUGGACCUGUAGAAGAAAUUGGGUAUUCUUAUUCAGCAAACCCAAAUAAAAACAGUAUAUGUAACCAA
Saimiri boliviensis boliviensis (Bolivian squirrel monkey) is the source of this 3233-nucleotide messenger RNA. The record is from RefSeq and is a predicted model, not a curated record. NCBI's taxonomy places the organism in Eukaryota, Metazoa, Chordata, Mammalia, Primates, Cebidae.